GAUAUGCUCAAGACUGCCAGGGGACAUUGAAGGGCCUUGCUCAAUCAAUGUGUCUCUCAGAUUUAUCUCAAGACACACUUACAUUUCCUGAUAACACGCGAACGACUUUCUUUUUUCGAUCAUUCGUUUCUUACUUUUCAUUCGUUUCUUCUUCUCGCAUUUCGGCUGUUAUAGGCUCGACAUUUAUUCAAGCAGGGGAUUUUGUGACGUACGGAACUUGAUUGAUAGCUUUUUGGGAUCAAGUGGACUUCUCGACAUUUUACAUUUCUAUAGAAAGUGGGAAAAAAACGCAUCGAUUAAACCCACUGCUGGUGAACCAUGGAAUCUCGGUGCAAAACUUGCAGAGGAACCGGACGGUUGCCAACAUUGAGGGCACGGGCAGGGGAAAGCAUUCAGACGAAUUUCAAUUCUCGUCAGAGCAAAUUCCCUGGUGUAUCUUUCAUCCCGGUGCAUGUCAAAACGAGAAUUCCACGAGAGCAUUUGAUGUUCCACCAUCCAUCGGCCCCUGACCUGACCUAUACGGAAGAUACGACUCGCUUCUUAAAUAAUCAGCAUGCUGAAGUUCUCCGACCAAUGACGCACCAUGUCGCUACGGAAACGAAACAUUUUUGCAAUUCAACUGAGCAAGGCGUUCAGGUGUCACCGAGUCUCGCGGGAAUAGACCCAGUUUCGAAUUUCAAAUGCGGCUUCGAAGUUUCCACCUCCACCACGUCACUUAUGCCGAAAAAUGAUUACCGAGGCGUUACGGUGACGAAAACAGGAGGUGAAGUCAUUCCUAACCAUAGGAAUGAGCAUUUCUAUGGAAAAACGUCUGCACAUUUGACGAAGUUGAAGAUUGGGUGCCGCGAAGCAACAUUGACCAGAGGAGAUUCAGUUGGCGAUAAGGUGUGGUGUGAGCAGAAAAAGGUCGUCACUUUGACCAUGCCUGGAAAACAAAACUGGAUCCUGAAUUUCGUGGACAACACGGCACCGUCAUGUAAUGCCCUCCCGCAAUGGGAAUUUGAAUGCUGCGAUCUUUCGGAAAUCUUUGAUCCACCGCCUUCGUGGUGCCCAGAACCUCCUUCCCCUGCUGAGCCCAUCGAUCCUGAAAUCGGAAGAAAAGACUCGAAUUCUCGGAACAACAGCGAUGAAAUCACCAGUGAUCGGUCCAGCUCGGAAAUUAAAGAUCCCGUAGCAGUGCAGCCGAUCAUCAACAUGUUUUCCGUUGAUAAAAGAUUCUCCGCCGUGCCUACCGGAGAUGAGCCGGAUGUCAGCUGCAGGAAACCGGAAGCUGGUCGUCCACGUCCAAUUCGGUCACAGCCGGAGAUUCAGGCUGAGAACCGUCUCCCCACAAUGGCGGUUUCCUGGAAAUCCCUCUCCAGCCUGUCGAAUAAAUUCUCUACUAGAUGAAUACCCAGCACGCCUAUACCUCGGAACACGGUCGUUUCCCUGGCAAUCCCAAGACACAUACACACACAUAUUUUUCUGCAUGUGUUUCUUUUCAUGAUUCCUGGUGCUGGGUGUUGUUCAGUGCAUAUAGACGUCGAUGAUGUUGAAGCAGGACACGCAGGAAAUACAUCAUGAUCGUGCGUCGCUCACACAAAACCCUCAUCGCCCGAGAAAUGUGAAAAGACUCGCCGUUCCGAAAGUCCCAAAAACGAAGAACUUCCAAGUGGACUGUUCACAUGCUGAAGACAUUAAAUGGUUCUUUCUUCGGCAAUUUUCCAAUGCAGUUUACACUGUACUAUUACAUUAAAGAUGCAAUUUUGAACAAAA
This is a messenger RNA of Notodromas monacha, 1755 nucleotides long. The record is from the annotation of a GenBank genome assembly. Lineage: Eukaryota; Metazoa; Arthropoda; Ostracoda; Podocopida; Cyprididae.